Messenger RNA from Manihot esculenta (cassava), 2588 nucleotides. Its product is annotated as terpene synthase 6, chloroplastic. NCBI's taxonomy places the organism in Eukaryota, Viridiplantae, Streptophyta, Magnoliopsida, Malpighiales, Euphorbiaceae. The transcript is spliced from 14 exons. Gene Ontology annotation, biological process: diterpenoid biosynthetic process. The record is from RefSeq and is a predicted model, not a curated record. Gene Ontology annotation, molecular function: terpene synthase activity; magnesium ion binding. Bases 73 to 2448 code for a protein of 791 amino acids.
GGCAGUAGUUAUUAAAAUCAGAAAGGUUUUUUCUGCAUUCAAUCACUUGGAAGCAAGUAAAGCACCUCCUAAAUGUCGCUCGCUUGUGGAAAUUCUUUCAAGCUUCUCUCCCAGCAGAAAACGGAGAGCUGGACUCCCUCAGGAGCAUAUGCGUAUCCAAAGACUCCUGCCAGAAGAGUCCAACGACUGAAUUUACAGGGUGGGCUAGGAGAUGGGUCGAUUUCAAAAAUCAAAGAAAUGCUCCACAAGGUGGAGCUAUCCGUUUCUCCUUAUGAUACUGCUUGGGUUGCCAUGGUCCCCGCCGGAGAUUCAUCUAGCCAGUCUCGUUUUCCGGAAUGCUUAAAUUGGAUUUUGGAGAAUCAGAAUCCUGAUGGAUCAUGGGCUUUUCACCCAAGCGAUCCUUUGCUAGUCAAGGACUCCCUCUCUUCUACAUUAGCAUGCAUACUUGCUCUUCAAAAAUGGAAUGUUGGCCAACGACUCGUAAACAGAGGUCUCGACUUUAUAGGCUCCAAUAAAUGGGCCGCCACGGACAGUAAACAAAAGUCUCCAAUUGGCUUCGAUGUUAUAUUUCCUGGCAUGAUCGAACGGGCAGAACACAUGGGCUUGGCUCUCCCGAUUAACACAUCUUCACUGGAUGCAAUGCUUAACAAGCGAGACUUGGAAGUUCAGAGUGCUUUGAGAAGUGGCCUAGAAGGAAAGAAGAAGUAUCUUGCCUAUGUUGCAGAGGGCUUCAAUAAACUUGACGACUGGAAGGAUGUAAUGAAAUAUCAGAGAAGCAAUGGGUCUCUGUUUAAUUCCCCAGCCACUACAGCAGCUGCUUUGCUUCACCUAAAUGAUGAUAAAUGCUUCACGUACUUGAAUUCCCUUCUUCAGAGAUACAGAAAUGCAGUUCCGACAAUCUACCCUUUAGAUAUAUAUGCUCGCCUAUGCACAAUUGAUAAUCUCGAGAGGUUGGGCAUAGAUCAGUAUUUCAGAAUCGAGAUUCAAACAAUCCUGGAUGAAAUAUACAGAUGCUGGAUGCAAGGAGAUGACGAAAUAUUCUCAGACAUUACCUGUCUUGCCUUGGGAUUUCGACUUCUGAGGAUGAAUGGAUAUGAUGUUUCCUCUGAUGUAUUCGCAGGACUUGAUGAACAGGAGCAGUUCUUCAAUUCUGUCAGCGAACAGUAUAAAGGCACAAACACAAUUCUUGAAUUGUACAAAGCUUCCCUGAUGUUAAUACUCCCAAGUGAACCCAUUCUUGAGAAGCUAUAUGUGUGGACUAGCUCCUUUCUCAAACUGGCGUUAGGAAAAGGUGCUGUUGGCGAGAAGAAAUUGCACAAAGAGGUUGAAUAUGCUCUCAAGUAUCCUCAUGCAAGUUUGGAAAGGCUUGAGAACCGGAAAAGCAUAGAGUUGCACGAAGUAGACAAUGUCCAACUUCUUAAAACAGCUUACAGGUGUUCUAAUAGCGAUAACAAGUAUUUGCUGGAAUUAUCACUGAAGGAUUUUAAUGCCUGCCAAUACAUACAUAAAAAAGAACUAAAUAUCUUAGAAAGAUGGGUCAAAGAAUACAGGAUGGAUGAGCUUAAGUUUGCAAGACAGAAGAUAACUUAUGGCUUUUUCGCUGCUGCCGCAGUACUUUUCUCCCCCGAGCACUCGGAUGCUAGAAUUGCAUGGGCUAAAUUUACUGUUCUUGUGACUCUGAUUGAUGAUUUAUUUGAUGUUGGGGGAUCCGAAGAAGAGUUACUAAACAUGUUUGAAUUGGUUAAAAAGUGGGAUAGCCAUUCAGAGGUAGGGUUCUGCUCGGAACAAAUUGAGAUUAUCUUCUCUGCAGUUUAUGAUACGACCAAUGAGUUCGCAGUCAAGGCUGGUAUAGAACAAGGAAGAAGCGUCAAAGAUCACUUAAUUGAGAUAUGGCUCAUAUUGCUGGAGACCAUGUGGAGAGAGUUUGAGUGGGCAAGAGGUACUAAAUCGUUGCCCUCAGUGGAUGAUUAUAUGUCGAGUGCAUACGUGAGCGUCGCCUUGGGACCGGUUGCUCUCGUACCUCUAUAUUUUCUUGGGGCCAAAUUGUCAGAGGAAGCAGUAAAGAGCAAGGAAUACGACGACCUAUUUAUGCAUAUGAGCGUAAUCUCAAGGCUCUUGAACGAUCUCACGACUGUGAAGAGAGAAAGCGAACAAGGAAAACUGAACAGCUUGUCAUUACGUGUGAUUCAUGGCAAUGGCAGCAUUUCUGAGGAAGAUGCUAUAAGUGAGACCAAGAGACUAAUCGAGAGCCAUAGAAGAGAGUUGCUAAGAAUGGUGGUCCAGACAGAGGGGAGUGUGGUUCCCAAAGUUUGCAAAGACGUGUUUUGGAAAACAAGCAAGAUUGUUCACCUUUUCUACAUGGGCAAAGAUGGAUUCUCGUCACCGCAUGAGAUGAUUAGCGCCAUAAAUACUGUCAUUCACAAUCCAAUUCUUCUACCUCCAUACUGAUACUCUCCUUGAUCAAAACAGCCAAGGUGUCUGAGAUUCAUAAUUUAUUGUUUCCUUGUUUUCUUCGUAUACAUCUUUCUCCAAUGUGCAAAAAUUAAUUUUAAUCCUCAGAGUUAUGUCAAAACAUUAAGAUUCUGUAA